GGUCUCUUCUCCCCAAUUGCCACCGGAAUUUCUAGACGCGUCCAAAAUCCUCCCGGCGGCUGGGCUUCUCGCCGUCCGUCGCCGCCGGGCGACGCGUGCACGGACGCUGUCGCCGAGGCCCGCACGGGCACCGAGGCUCUCCUCCUCUGCAGACAGCGUUUGCCUUUGCGGCUGGGCGAUGGAUUUGGGGACGGAGAAUCGCCUUGCGGCGUUGCUCCUCGAGGAGGCCCGGAGGCUGCGGAUGCAGGCGGAGAAGGAAGGGGUGCACGCCUAUCUGCAGAAACCUAAUGUGAGGCACCGCCCCAACUCGCGGUUCCUUGCCGCCACCGUUCUUGGCGUUCAGCAAGCAAAUCGAGUUGUGGAGGUUAAUGAGAUGUGGCGUGCCAGGGAGAAGGAACUGGAGCUGGAAUCAAAGAUGAAAACCAGAACCAAUGGUCGAAUUGACUCGAGAUCCCACAAACGGAAGAACGACUCAAGAGACCAGAGCCCUGUCUCUAAGACCCAGCGAGACAGACCGUAUGGCGCAUCAUUUUCGUCGAGGGAUUCACAUAGCAGUUCUUAUUCGGACUGGGAGGAUGGGCUAGGCGAUGAUGAAAUCGAAGAGUUUCUUCGAUCAAGGGUGAAGCGCGGACGAGGAGCCAUUGGUUCUAGAAUGGAUGAGCCUGGCCCAUACCUCAAGCCUCCAUCCGGUGGGCAAGACAAUUCAAUAAGUCCGGAUGCACGAGUGAAAGAAGAACGGAAGCGCCAAGUUUAUGGCCCAGAGAAGCCACUAUUUUUGAGAUCUAAGUCCUCAGACGAGGAGCCAUCCACCUCGAAGCACAAGCACAUUAAAGAAGAAAAGAACAAUAGCAGCAACCGCGAGAGAAAGGAGGAGAACAGGAGGUCCAAACAUCACCAUCGUGAACAUAAAAGCCGUAAGUAGGGAGUGAUGGCUGAUGAUUAAUCGGAACGUGGACAAAAGAUGAAACUGAAGCCUACAAAUGAAGACCCGGCGAUCAAGCCCAGGGGAUGCGUGGUGCCUCCGCUUGCUGUUGGCUUGGCAACUGCAGUAGAACAGAUGACUGAGUUUAUUAGCAGCUGAAAUUCAGUUAAGUUUCCUCUAAAAAAAAGAAUAAAGUCAGUUAAAUUUGAGAUGGUUUCAGAAGAGAGGUUCGGGCUACCAAUUGAAAGAACAUCUCUGCCAGUCAUUAUGUUGGUUUCAUGUGUAGAUUAUUUCCCAGUGUUUUAAGGCAGUAAUUUUUAAAGUUAUUCUAGCGAGACUAGAAAUUUGUAAGGUUCUCUACUUCUGAUCAUCCUAGACAGCACUAAGAUUGUUGUCUGAACUCAAAUUACCUGUAGAAGCAGCAGUUCCCGUGGAUGCUGAAGAAGCGGCUGUGCUACCUGCAGUUGCAGCAUCUGCAAAGAGAGUGAAAAUCAGCAGUGCUCAGCACGCUGUUGUACAAAUCAAUCUAAUUAUGGCAUGAUUAAUCUUAUCGGUUGUGAUCAAAUCAGAUCAUCGUUGAAGAGA
This is a messenger RNA of Aegilops tauschii subsp. strangulata, 1507 nucleotides long. RefSeq lists its product as uncharacterized. The record is from RefSeq and is a predicted model, not a curated record. NCBI's taxonomy places the organism in Eukaryota, Viridiplantae, Streptophyta, Magnoliopsida, Poales, Poaceae.